Sorghum bicolor (sorghum) is the source of this 1222-nucleotide messenger RNA. Its product is annotated as peroxidase 2. Lineage: Eukaryota; Viridiplantae; Streptophyta; Magnoliopsida; Poales; Poaceae. Gene Ontology annotation, cellular component: plasmodesma; plant-type cell wall. The coding region runs from base 65 to 1117 and encodes 350 amino acids. Gene Ontology annotation, biological process: response to oxidative stress; hydrogen peroxide catabolic process. The record is from RefSeq and is a predicted model, not a curated record. Gene Ontology annotation, molecular function: heme binding; peroxidase activity. The transcript is spliced from 2 exons.
CCAUUACUACAGGGUCUACAGCACACAAACACUUGCAGCAUCAGCAACACAAACACGGUAGCAAAUGAUGGCCACCACCACCAGGCUUGCUGCUGCUCUGACUUCACUUGCUGCGCUGCUGUGUUCGGUCAUGACUUCCUGCCAUGCUGACGGCUACGGUUACUACCCCAGCCCGACCCCGACGCCGACGCCGACGCCGACCCCGAGCGGCGCCGGCCUGGCCGUUGGCUUCUACAGCUACUCGUGCCCCAACGCCGAAGCCAUCGUGAGGGGCGUCGUGACGAAGGCCGUGCAGCAGAACCCUGGCGUCGGCGCAGGACUCAUCCGAAUGCUCUUCCACGACUGCUUCGUCCAGGGUUGCGACGGCUCCGUGCUCCUCGACCCAACCACGGCGAACCCGCAGCCGGAGAAGCUAUCGCCGGCCAACUUCCCGAGCCUGCGUGGUUUCGAGGUCAUCGACGACGCCAAGUCCGCGCUCGAGGCCGCGUGCCCGGGCACCGUCUCCUGCGCCGACGUCGUCGCCUUCGCCGGCCGCGACGCCAGCGCCGUCCUCAGCGGUGGCAGGGCCAACUUCGCGAUGCCCGCGGGGCGCCGCGACGGCCGGGUGUCCCUGUCCAGCGAGACGCUCCAGUUCCUGCCACCUCCGUCCUUCAACCUCUCCCAGCUCGCCGCCAGCUUCGCCGACAAGGGGCUCGGCGUCGACGACCUCGUCGUGCUCUCCGGCGCGCACACCGUCGGCCGCUCCCACUGCUCGUCCUUCGUCAGAGACGGCCGCCUCAACGCGUCCACGUCCGACAUGAACCCCGCGCUGGCCGCGUCGCUGCGGCAGCAGUGCCCGGCCAACGCCGCCACUGACAACACCGUGGUGCAGGACGUCGUGACGCCGGACGCGCUGGACAACCAGUACUACAAGAACGUGAUGGCCCGGAACGUGCUCUUCACGUCGGACGCGGCGCUCCUCCAGUCCUCGAAGACCGCGGCGUCCGUGGCGCUCAACGCCAUUGUGCCGGGGCUGUGGGAGCAGAAGUUCAAGGUGGCCAUGGUCAAGAUGGCCAGCAUCGGGGUGAAGACCGGCACCAACGGCGAGAUCAGGACCAACUGCCGGGUCGUCAACUAGUUGGUUUCUCAUGCAGGGAUCGCUUUUUUUUUUGAGUGUAAACCGUGUGUGAACUGUUUUAAUUUUGCAUAUGUUGCAUAUUUUUGUAUCUGUUAUAUUAUUACG